CAUUUAUUUGUUUCUUGAUGAAAAUGCCACCUGAAUAAUAAGCUAAGUGAUUUCGACUUACCCAACAAAACAUUCACAAAUUACGUAUUAGAGAACAUGGAGAAACAUAUCACAAUCCAGUAUGUGCAGGAAGCAUGAGGCACGAAAUCAUACAACUUACAGAUUAUAUCGUCAGAAAUGAAUAAAAUCGGCAUAGGCUUUUUCUUUGGAUGAUAGCGGAUAAUCAACAUCGACAGACAUCUUGUCCAUGAUAAACCCAUAAACAAGUGGAAAUCUGCAUGGUAUCGGUAGUCGGUAGAUUCCUUGGCCAAUCGGUAGAUCUACCCAAAAGUCGAUAGACCUGGCAUCGCUGUAUGUCUGUGAGUUGAAGUCAUGGCAGAGACAAGUACUUGUCUCUGGUCAUGGAUAAACACAGCUGUUUUUGACAAUCAAGUUGUGUAAUUGUUGACUAUUUCUCAUUGUUUACUUGAUUGGUUAUGGAUUUAAUUACUAAUAACUACCUGCAAUUAAUAAUUCUAUCGGUGUAAUCUCUUCGUGUACCGUUAUUUUCCACUCUAAAAGCCCGCCUAUGAAUUUGGGACUGUUUAAUCGUAUGAACCUCAAGGAAAGCGGUGAAAAUAAGGGGAUGUACGGAGAAUGGACAUCGCUAAACUUGGUGGCUCAAGAUGGGGAAUCAGAAGGGCAAAGUGUGUUGGAAAAGUUUGACUUGCCAAUCAGCAAGGAAAUCACCAUUGGUCUGGUUAAGCAAUUGGCAGGCAAUUUAAGCAUCACUCAAUCCCCAGAACCAAGUAUUUUAACCACCGACAGAGAGGUACAGUGGUCUAUGGAAGUACUGUGCUUUGGGCUCUCUCUUCCAUUGGUCGAACAUGAUGCAAUUAAGGAUUGUGCAAAUGUAUACUGUGAAUGGCUAACUGCACUACUUCCUGAACCAAAAAUUUGUGUCCCUCGACCCAUUACUGAAGAUCCCAACAGUUAUGCCAGGAAAAUGAUAUCGCAUUUGCAUUAUUUGUUUGUGCCAAGGAAAGGCGAAGAAAUGAUUCCAGGGCCCGAUACGAUUCACCGACAAGCCGUUUUAUGCCAUCGAGUGUUGCGCACUUUACAAGAUAUUACGCACAAGUCGAAAAUCCUCGAUAGAGAAACUUGGGAAACCCUCCUGCUCUUCCUACUGACUAUCAAUGACAUUCUUUUGUCUCCUCCCACUGUAAAAGACGAUGUAGCCGAUCAACUUUGCGAGCGCGUGUUGAGCGUUUUAUUUGAGAUUUGGUUGAUUGCGUGCGCUGACUGUUUUCCUUCGCCACCUCUUUGGAAAACUCUGAGGGAAUGCUGCAUGAAUUGGCGCCAUCGAGUGGCUCUAGUAGAGCAGUGGAAUCGAGUGAAUCUGGCAUUGACGUCGAAAGUGCUAGUUUUCAUGUACGGAGCAAAUUUUCCUGAAUUGAAAAUAGCAGGGGAAGAGGACCUGAUUCCGAAGAAGAUGUCCAAUGAUUGCAUCGCGCAGAGUUGGUACAGGUUUCUUAAUACUAUCGGAAAUCCUGUUAGUUUAACCAAGCCGGAGGUGAUAAGUCAGACGCAAAAAUUCCUCCAGUUUGCCAUUAGUACUGACGGUGUGGUCGAUCCAUGCCAACAUCCCUGCCUCCAACUGCUACCGGUGAUUUUCUUGAAAGCCAUCAAGGGAAUUGCUGGUCAAGUUGACGCCUUUCUCGGCAUCGCACAACCGAUCUGGUGGGACACCAUGGUGAUGGGUACCAGCACAGAAAAGACACGUGGCGAGGCGCCCCCUCCAAUUAUGACGCACUCGCCCACUCCUCCCACCCAGCGAAGGCUGGCUAAAAGUUUUAGCGUUGCACAAUCUUCUAGUUCCAAGGGUAUUCCGAGGUCUUCAUUAAUAGGCCUUACCACCAGCAGAACAUCAGUGGUAACCACCAGCGCCCCAAAUAGCGGGCCACCUUCUGCUGGAAGUGUUUCGUCCAUGAAUUCGUUUGGAGUUGAAGCUAAAGCAACUUUAGCGCCCGGAAGACCGAAGUGUAAUACCAUUUUACAUCUAUUUGGGGAGUGGUUUUUUGAAGCAGCCUUUAUUGGGUGUGAUAUACAAGGGCAACAUAGCCGUCAGGCCAGUGGUUCCUUUAAGCGCCCCAAUUCCAUGGUGAUUGAGAGUGGUAAAAGUUCCCUGAGCUACUCCCAGCCCAGCUCUUUAUCCGAUACGGAACUUCCUCCAGGUUUGACCAUCGACAAGUAUGAAAGUGGAAAGGCCGAGGCUUUGGGUACUUUGUGUAGAAUAUUUUGUUCGAAAAAAACCGGAGAAGAAAUUUUGCCUGUAUAUUUAGCUCGCUUUUAUCUGGCUGUUACACAAGGUUUAAAAUCAAACUCCAGCUCUAGAGAGUGUGGAGAAUGCAUGGUGGCCAUUUUAAUGAACUCCUCUAAUAUAUUCAGCCUGGAUUUGGACGGCGUUAGGAGCUUAAUUCCUGCAUACAUAUCGGCGUUGGAAAUUGUGUUGCCAGAUAAAGAUUUGAAACUGGGCUCUAAUGUGAACAAAGUUGAGUUAAGGAGAGCUGCAAUACAUGUGCUACUCUCCAUUCUAGUGCUGCCUUUGCAUUUCCAAAAUUGCCCCAUAAAGGAAUUAUACAACACUGGAUCCAGCGAAAAAAUUGUGAACUUCGCCAUGCUAAAGUCUAAACUAAUGAACCUUCUGAUGAACGCCCUACAUGUGGAAUAUGAUCCACAAAACACUCAUAUGCUACUUGGAGGACUAUUGUUGUGCGUCCAAGACUCUGCCUUGUAUGAGAGUGCGGAGCAGAUCACUCAGUCAGUAACCGAAGUUCCAUCGAAUCUAUUGAGCAGUGCUUCAGACACUGCCAGUACAAUAAGCAUGGCUAGCAGCGACCGUUCUUUGACUCCUGAUCGUCGAUCCACUUCCGAAAUUCAUGAUGCCCCUUUAGAUUCAAUCCAUGUUCUUUUCGGUCGAGCAAUCUAUCUUGUGUGUCACAGGCUCAUCUCGUCCUGGAAAACUGAUCUGAAUAUUUCCUUAGCUGCGUUGGAACUUUUGUCUGGUUUGGCCAGGAUUCAUAUCAAGGAAUCUGCCAGGAAACGUACAGAUGCAAUGGAAUGCAAAAGAGCAGUAAAAUGGCUAUGCGACUACAUCGUUCAUCAGUGUUCCAGGCCGCCUCCAGCCCAUUCAAAAGAUCUGCACUCUACAAUUGUGGCUGCUUUUCACUGCUGUUCAGUGUGGCUGUGUGAACACCCCUACUUACUGAAGGACAAAGACUGCUUGACCACCGUAUUGGAGGUUUCGGAACUGGGGGUAUCUGGAAGCAAAUCAGUGGGAAAACCCGGCGAGCCGAUUAAAAUGAAAGAGGAAAAAGAACUCAAACCUGCUUCGAUGAGAGUAAGAGAUGCUGCCGAGAAUUUGCUCACUUGCAUUUUGGAGCAAGUCGCCUACUUUCCCAACCACUGCGGGCCUGAAUCCAUCAGUUCGUUGUUGAAUGAAAUUUCCCUCUUGAGGCAAUGCAGUUCCUCUAACGCAACCUACAAAGAUCUGAGCAGCGCCGUGGAAAAAUUCAGGUACUUUGUAACGGAAGGAUCAGUCAUGCUGGCUCUUCUAGAAGAACCUCUGGGAAACGACCAGGAUCCUCAACCCACAGUAACUAUUUUGAUUCGCGGGCCUUUUGGAAGACACGCAUGGACAAUGCAACUAAGACACCUUCCGCGUCACAAAUCGGGUGUGAAAUCCUACUCUUCGAACGCAUGUAGACCAGUGGCCAUGCAAGACGCACCCGUUAGACCCCCAGUGAAGCAAAAAUAUUUUCCCGAUAAUGUGGACCGAGUGCAGCAUUGUCAAGUGGAUGAGUCGAUUCCGACUUUGGAAACUCUGUUGGAGAACAACGCAUCGUUGAAAGAUGAAUCAAAUCUAAUCAGCCAGCUGUUGAAUAGGCAAAGCAGUGUCGAAUCAAAUCUGCACAAAAUGCAAAACCACGCCUCUGAGGAAUGCAUUCCGCCGCCUGUAUGCCAUGAGUUUCAAACUGCUCGGCUUUUCUUGAGCCACUUUGGACUUCUAACUUUUGAUGAAGAAGAAAAUGAACACUCAACAUCCGGUUUGGUAGCCCUGGACAGUAGCGCAACAGAAUUCUGCAAAGACCUCCAAAUCCUGGAUCAAAUGAGCCCCAGAACAUGCGACACUGUUCACAUAUUCUACGUAAGAGCGCAGCAGACUAACGCGCGAGAGAUUGUCGGAAAUAUGCUAAAUCCCAGUGUAAUUUCACCGUAUUUCUUCGAGUUCAUAUAUUCUUUAGGAUGGGCUGUAGAUGUUGAAAAACACCCCGGCUGGACUGGCCACAUAUCUACUUCAUGGGAAGCCACAGUUGGGGCAUCGCCAGCCACUGAUAGCAGCGCUCAGAAGUCAUACGAUGGAACCACUCACGUAUUAUAUUGGGCAGAUGCAUGUUCCGAAAUUGCUUUUGUGGUUCCAUCCAGUCUCAAACAGAGCGAUAUGCAGAGGAAAUUUAACACCAACACUCUCUCGUCCUGGAAUGAAAGUUCUUGGGCGGAAGCACCAAAAAGAGCCGACAACUCCGAACUGGACAAACACCCAAUUCCUCCAAAACGCGGAAAUAAAUCCAACAUUCAGUCCGAUACCAACACGAAAAUAAUGCUUGUUUGGCUCGAGAGUUUCGAGGACCAUCUAAACUUGCCUAUAGAGGAUCUCUUGGAAUCGAUGAACACUGGCUUAGAGAAAUCUUCGGCUAUCAAACCAAGCGAAGUUUUGGUUAUUUAUCUGCAAUUUUUGUCUACUGGACUAUUUAGAAUUCAUCUGCAGGGAUCCACUGGACGAGUAAAUCUGGCCUCACCUCUUGUGGAUGGUAUGAUUGUAAGCCGCCGAAGUUUAGGCUCCUUAGUGAGGCACACUAGUCUUAAUAUGGCAAGACGGAAGAGAUUGGACUUGGACAACUACCAGCCCCCACAUUUACGCCGACGACUUAAAAUCCAAGAAAUUGUGCAGAAAUACAAAAGAGAAAUGACAAAGCCCGAGUUGCUAACUUACCUAUUUAGUAGCACUUAACUCUACUGCUAUUGUAAGUAUUACCGAUAGAAAAGGUUAAUUAAGUUAGGCGGUAUUUUUUUCAGUAUUUCAACUUAUUUUUACAUUGUUAUUCCUAAUACAUAUUUAUAUUGAA
Molecule: messenger RNA, 5165 nt
Organism: Dendroctonus ponderosae (mountain pine beetle)
Lineage: Eukaryota; Metazoa; Arthropoda; Insecta; Coleoptera; Curculionidae
Product: ral GTPase-activating protein subunit beta
Exons: 29
Coding region: 569-5050 (1493 amino acids)
Biological process (GO): activation of GTPase activity; regulation of small GTPase mediated signal transduction
Molecular function (GO): GTPase activator activity
Source: RefSeq, a predicted model, not a curated record